GCUCAUUCAUUAAAAUUAAGCUUGUCUAGGAUGACCAACAUAUACAUUUUAUGUAUCUCCUGUUUUCUUUCAACAUAUAUAAAAGAUAAUAUACAAACAAAAGAUUCUAUGUCACUAUGUUGGGAGCUCCAUUUUUACUUUCCUGUUCAAGCCCAUUAACAAUCUUAGAGAUUCCCAUUUUUCCACCGGAGUUGAUGUCCCAUUUGUCCAUGUCUCCUCCUGCGCAUACUGACAUGCAUCAGUCCCUAUCAUAGAAUUACCUCCAAGCAACUCCUAUCAAUUCGAAGGGUAAAGAACCUUAUCUCAGAAAAAACAAGGGUUAAACAUUUGGUUAGACAAAGAAGCUUAUCGACAUUGAGCAUGUAGACCAUAUUCAGCCGAGACACAAUCCCCAAGCUUUGAAUGACAUGCAAUGGCAGCCCUAAGUUGCUAUUUUCAAUUUACAAUUAAUAGGAGUUCUCAGAAAGUCAAAUCUAAGCCUUUUAUCUACUGCUCAACUCAGCCUGUUCAAAGCAAUAUCAAGGUUGUCGUAAAUGGAGCAGCAAAGGAAAUAGGAAGGGCUGCAGUUAUUGCAGUGAGUAAAGCUAGAGGAAUGGAAGUAGCAGGUGCAGUUGAUACCCAUUUUGUCGGAGAAGAUAUUGGAAAGCUCUGUGACAUGGAAGAGCCACUGGAAAUACCCAUAAUAAAUGACCUCACUAUGGUUUUAGGUUCCAUAUCUCAGUCAAAAGAAACAGGAGUAGUCAUUGAUUUCACUGAUCCUUCUACAGUCUAUGACAAUGUGAAACAGGCAACAGCAUUUGGCAUGAAAAGUAUCGUCUAUGUGCCUCGAAUUAAACUAGAUACAAUUGCCGCAUUAUCUGCAUUAUGUGACAAGGCCAGCAUGGGUUGCCUGGUUGCACCAACUCUAUCCAUAGGAUCUAUACUCCUCCAACAAGCAGCUAUCUCAGCUUCCUUCCACUACAACAAUGUAGAAAUCGUGGAAUCAAGGGCACAAGCAGCAGACCUUCCAUCAGCAGAUGCAUUCCAAAUUGCAAAGAACCUCUCCAACCUGGGCCAGAUCUACAACAGAGAAGACUCGUCAACAGAUGUUUUGGCUAGGGGCCAGGUUCUGGGAGAAGAUGGUGUUAGGGUGCAUAGCUUAGUCCUACCAGGGCUUCCCUCCAGCACAACAGUUUACUUCUCUGGCCCAGGAGAGGUUUACUCCAUCAAACAUGAUAUCACAGAUGUGCAGUGCCUCAUGCCUGGCCUAAUCUUGGCUAUUAGAAAGGUCAUCCGUCUUAAGAAUCUGGUGUAUGGCUUGGAAAAGUUUUUGUAAGAAGCCAAAUAUUCUUUUUGAAGAAAACACAUCAUUGUGCAGACAAAUAUUUGACAAAGGACGCUUCAGUGAUACAUUAGAUAGAAAAGAAGAUUUUUGUAACUUAUGCUUAAAGUCAAGCCCAUUGCUUUAGUUGUUCACCACAAAAAUGUAAUUCAACAUAUCUUUGGGAGAAGAAGUUCAAUUUGCAUAUAAACAAGGAUCCCUUUAAGAUGUCAUGAAAGUAGUUAAAUAAGAGCAGGGUUGUCUCUGGGAAGUCAUACCAAGAGGCAGAGCAGUUUAAAGCAUUUAAAAGCCCUAUUCUGCAA
Messenger RNA from Jatropha curcas, 1623 nucleotides. It is a transcript of the gene CRR1, whose product is annotated as Dihydrodipicolinate reductase, bacterial/plant. NCBI's taxonomy places the organism in Eukaryota, Viridiplantae, Streptophyta, Magnoliopsida, Malpighiales, Euphorbiaceae. Gene Ontology annotation, cellular component: chloroplast stroma. The record is from RefSeq and is a predicted model, not a curated record. Gene Ontology annotation, molecular function: 4-hydroxy-tetrahydrodipicolinate reductase activity.